Molecule: messenger RNA, 1005 nt
Organism: Etheostoma cragini (Arkansas darter)
Lineage: Eukaryota; Metazoa; Chordata; Actinopteri; Perciformes; Percidae
Product: G2/mitotic-specific cyclin-B2-like
Exons: 6
Coding region: 126-902 (258 amino acids)
Biological process (GO): mitotic cell cycle phase transition; regulation of cyclin-dependent protein serine/threonine kinase activity
Cellular component (GO): cyclin-dependent protein kinase holoenzyme complex; nucleus; cytoplasm
Molecular function (GO): cyclin-dependent protein serine/threonine kinase regulator activity
Source: RefSeq, a predicted model, not a curated record
GCUAUUUAAAAGGUGCUCAUCUCCGUGUUGUUUACCUGCAAAAAACCCCGGUGUGUACAGCUCUUUCCUGCAAGUCGUGCUGGUUGCAAGCUCUUGUUUUUAACUCGUUGCUACCUACGUUAAUAAUGUCUUCUGUUGAAGUUCGUGCUGCGCAGCUCCCAGCCGCGGGGAACCCCGGGAAGAUGGGGAGGAAACCCGCAGCAGGUCCGAGGAGGGCUGCUCUCGGGGAGCUGACCAACUUUCCCGCAGCAACAGUCAACACAAAGCCGAUACUUGAUGAAGAGUUUCCCUCUGGGCUGCAGGUCCAGCCGGUGUCUCGCAGGAAGCUGCAGCUUGUGGGCGUGACCGCCAUGCUGGUGGCCUGUAAAUACGAGGAGAUGUACGCCCCCGAGGUCGGAGACUUUGCCUACAUCACAGACAACGCCUUUACAAAGGCUCAGAUUCUGGAGAUGGAGCAGCUUGUCUUGCGGACCCUCAACUUUCAGCUGGGACGUCCUCUCCCGUUACACUUCCUCAGACGGGCCUCCAAGGUGGCUAAUUCUGACGUAGAGAGACACACGCUGGCCAAGUACCUGAUGGAGCUGACCCUCGUCGACUACAGCAUGGUGCACUACCGGCCGUCUGAGGUCGCCGCGGCGUCGCUCGGUCUCUCCCAGCUGCUGCUGGAAGACCUGCCCUGGUCUCCCACGCAGCAGCACUACUCCACGUACGACGCGGCCCACCUGGAGCCCAUCAUGCAGCACAUCGCCAAAAACGUCGUCAUGGUGAACGAGGGGAAGACCAAGUUCCAGGCCGUGAGGAACAAGUACUCGAGCAGCAAGCUGAUGAAGAUCAGCCUCCUUCCUCACCUGAAGUGCCCAACCGUCUUCGCCAUGGCAGCCGCUCUGCUCAAAAACCCUUGAGACCACUUUACAUUUCCAAAGAUCAGUGGACUUUGUCACUUGCACUUUAUUUUAGAUGUAACUUUAUGCUUUUUGUUUUUUUAAAUAAAAUUUUAAAUUUUUA